Messenger RNA from Aaosphaeria arxii CBS 175.79, 744 nucleotides. Its product is annotated as DUF1771-domain-containing protein. The coding region runs from base 1 to 744 and encodes 247 amino acids. The transcript is spliced from 2 exons. The record is from RefSeq and is a predicted model, not a curated record. Lineage: Eukaryota; Fungi; Ascomycota; Dothideomycetes; Pleosporales.
AUGGCAAUGGAAAUGACAUCAUUGGGCUCGAGAGCCCUCAACCACUCCUCCUCGGACACCGAAGCUGAGUACGACCGCCUACGCGGUCUAGCUCGACAGGAGGCCGCCAAACGCUCCUCGUGCUUCGAUCGCGCGCACGCCGCCUACGAGGCAGGCGACGGCGGGAAAGCCCACGAGCUUUCUCAGGAGGGAAAGCGUCAUGCGCAAAAGAUGGACGAGUACAAUCGCCAGGCGCGCGACUUCAUCUUCCGGGAAAACAACAAUGUAGAUCGCGUUCCUGGCGAUACCAUUGAUCUGCACGGUCUGUUCGUCGAAGAGGCAGAGGAUGUCUUGGAAGAGCGAAUUAAGGCUGCGCGAGGACGCGGCGAGACACACCUGCACGUCAUUGUUGGAAAGGGAAACCACUCUACAGGGCACGUGCAGAAGAUCAAGCCUCGCGUCGAGCAGGUGUGCCGUGAGCUCGGCUUGCAGUACGCGACUGAGGAGAACGAAGGCAGGAUCUUUGUCAACCUGCAAGGCGGAGCGGUUGGCCAAAUGCCACCACCUCCGCAAUUUGGUGGAGGCUACGGAGGUGGUUAUGGAAGUGGUGGAUACCCUGGUCAAACCCAGCAUCAUGGUGGUCAACAACAUCAUGGACAGCAGCAACACCAUCAACAGCAGCAGCAGCAGAAUAAUAACGAAGUUGAGGAAUUGGUUCACAAGGGUCUCAAGAGGCUGUUCAAGAGCUGCUGUACGGUCAUGUAG